CGUCUUAAAAGGGCGGGCUAAUGUGGGGCCCACCCGGCAGCGGGGCGGUUCCGGGGCGGCGGCGGCUCCGGCGCAUGGCGGCGCUUCCGCUGGGGGCGGCGCGGCGGCACCAUGAACUACAUGCCCGGCACGGCCAGCCUCAUCCAGGACAUCGACAAGAAGCACCUGGUCCUGCUGCGGGACGGCCGGACGCUCAUCGGGUACCUGCGCAGCAUCGACCAGUUCGCAAACUUGGUGUUGCACCAGACGGUGGAGCGCAUCCACGUGGGCAAGAAGUAUGGGGACAUCCCUCGAGGCAUCUUUGUUGUGAGAGGCGAGAAUGUCGUUCUGCUGGGGGAAAUAGACCUGGAGAAGGAGAGCGACACGCCUCUGCAGCAGGUGUCCAUCGAGGAGAUCCUGGAGGAGCAGCGUGUGGAGCAGCAGGCCAAGCAGGAGUCGGAGAAGCUCAAGGUGCAGGCGCUGAAGGAGCGGGGCCUCUGCGUCCCCCGGGCGGACACCCUGGACGAGUACUAGACGUGCCGCCGCUCGGACCCUUCCCCCGCGGCAGAGCGAGGGGUGCGCUGUGACCCGCCGUGUGCGGGGGGAUCUCCUCGGGAAGGCGGUUUUUAUUUUCAGGUUGUGUUUUCUGUGGCACAGAUAACUGUAAAACAAAAAUCACGCCAUCGGUUUCUCCUUGUGGAGGAGGAGAGAAGGCGUCGGGCCGCCCUUCGAGGCGGGCAGGGGCACUGGGGAGCACCAGUGGUUUUGUUCAGGAGGCAAAUAGCUUGGUCCUCUGGGUUUGUUUGCGUUUUCCUCCUCUCAUGACUCUGGGCAAGAGUUUUCCUUGAUGUGUAAAUAAAUCCUUGAUCUCACCAA
Molecule: messenger RNA, 855 nt
Organism: Columba livia (rock pigeon)
Lineage: Eukaryota; Metazoa; Chordata; Aves; Columbiformes; Columbidae
Gene: LSM1
Product: LSM1 homolog, mRNA degradation associated
Exons: 4
Coding region: 112-513 (133 amino acids)
Biological process (GO): deadenylation-dependent decapping of nuclear-transcribed mRNA
Cellular component (GO): Lsm1-7-Pat1 complex; P-body
Molecular function (GO): RNA cap binding
Source: RefSeq, a predicted model, not a curated record